AUGUCAUCCUCAGCAACCCCGAACCAGCAAUUACAAGCUAGCAAGCUGUAUGAUGUGUCAAAUUACACAGCUAUUGUUACAGGUGGUGGAACUGGUAUUGGUUUGAUGAUCACUCAGACCCUCAAGGCCAACGGAGCAAAAGUCUAUAUCACCGGCCGCAGAGAUGAUGCUUUAGAGAAAGUGGUUGAGAAGUAUAACGAUGGUGGAAAGGGAAGCAUUGUCGCUUUGCCACCAGCCGAUAUUUCUAAUAAAGAUGAUAUCUUGAAAAUGGUAAAAGAGGUUGAGGGAAAAGAACCAAACGGGAUCCAUUUAUUGGUCAACAACGCUGGGAUUGCAGCGGAUGAUAACACGAAGUAUUCCAAUGGAGAGCCAGAUUUCAAGUCAGCAAAAUCAAUCUCAGAGCAUUUAUGGAAAUCGGACCCAGAGUCUUGGGGAGCGACCUUCGCCACGAAUGUCACCGCUCAAUUCUUCGUCGCAACGGCAUUCCUUCCACUACUCUCGAAGACCAUCGAUACUAAGAAAGGAUUCACACCUUCAAUUAUCAACAUCACCUCUAUAUCUGGAGUGAUGAAAGGAUCCUCGAAUGGACAAUUCGCUUACGCAGCUUCCAAGGCCGCAUUCAUCCAAUUAACGAGAAUGCUAGCAACCACGCUUGUGGAGGCAAAGAUCAGAGUCAACAGCAUUGCUCCAGGUGUGUUUCCAAGUGAGAUGACAGCUGGAAAGAGUGAUGAGAAUCAGAAGAGUGAGAUGAAUUCUGAGGCUAGUAAUCCUAGUGGAAGAUAUGGUAGUGAGGAGGAUAUGGGUAACUGUGUCUUGUUUCUGGCUGGUCCAGCAAGCACUUGGUUGAAUGGCCAGAUCGUAUACCCAGAUGGAGGAAACAUUUUGAUGUCUCCAGCUUGCACUUAA
Molecule: messenger RNA, 906 nt
Organism: Glarea lozoyensis ATCC 20868
Lineage: Eukaryota; Fungi; Ascomycota; Leotiomycetes; Helotiales; Helotiaceae
Product: NAD(P)-binding Rossmann-fold containing protein
Exons: 3
Coding region: 1-906 (301 amino acids)
Source: RefSeq, a predicted model, not a curated record